Molecule: messenger RNA, 2109 nt
Organism: Phragmites australis (common reed)
Lineage: Eukaryota; Viridiplantae; Streptophyta; Magnoliopsida; Poales; Poaceae
Product: transcription factor bHLH94-like
Exons: 3
Coding region: 770-1846 (358 amino acids)
Biological process (GO): regulation of transcription by RNA polymerase II
Molecular function (GO): DNA-binding transcription factor activity, RNA polymerase II-specific; RNA polymerase II cis-regulatory region sequence-specific DNA binding; protein dimerization activity
Source: RefSeq, a predicted model, not a curated record
UUGCUCCUCGUACCACAGAAGUAGCACUAACUCACCUUAGUGAUGCGGCUGGCCUCCUUGUCGUUCCCUCCACUGUUAAUCCAUGUGGAAUUGGUACUCAUCACUGCCUCCAAUACCAUCCCGUGAUUCCCUUUCAUGUGCAUGAGUGCAUCGAUCUCUCCUGCACAAAAAGCAUCGGAAAAACAAGGUCUUGUACGUACUGGCAUCUCAGGGCCCCUAGCUUUAAAUCGGUAUGCAGAUCAUUUAGUUCAAGUGCUAAUUGUCGUCGUAGUCACCAUUAAUUUGAGCUGGUAUUGCUCCAACCGUAGCUUGCUUCUCCUCCGACUUUUCAGCUCCUCCCUUGUGCGCCUGAGCUGUUCUGACCACUUACCUAGCACGGCAUGCAUAAAAGAAUGCAGCUUUUGAUCAUUUGGUGGGUAUUCUACUGGGAGCAAGCUGGGACUGCGUCACUGCCGAAACACAGCUCUUACCUGCAUCCACUGUUCCUCGGUUUCUCGGCGUAUGCUGUAUGCAAGCGAGCGCCCAAACCUUAUCAUUUCCCCGUAUACUCAGCCCAUCACUAACGAGAAAUAAACAUACGCAUGCCACCAACCCUUAGGGAUACGCACAGCUAAGUUGGCAGCAGCCGCAGCGGCAGCCGCAGCGGCAAAGCUGCAAGGGAGCGAUAAGUAGAGGGCAAUGUGGUGGUAGUACGCAAGUCAAGCAGCCGCGCGUUGCCAAGAGCUUAGCGACACCGAGAAGCAGCCAGCUUAGCCUAGCCAUCGCUGCCAUGUCGACACUAGUGGACGCGCUGUGCGCGCCCAGCGACUCCGCGCUCAUCUACGACACCUUCAACGCCGCGAGCUUCCUCUUCGACAAUGCCACGACGUUCUGCGACGCCGGCAUUGUCGGCGGCCCGGCGCCCGUGCAGCAGCAGGUGGCCGAGGCGGCGCCGGGGGUGGAUGCGGGUGCGGCCGUGGCGGCGGCGCCGGGAGAGAUCGAGGCGACGUCGUCGGUGCCCAGGGUCAGGAAGCGGCGGCGGCGGGCGCGGAGCUGCAAGUCGAGGGAGGAGACCGAGAACCAGCGGAUGAUGCACAUCGCCGUGGAGCGCAACCGCCGGCGCCAGAUGAACGAGUACCUCGCCGUGCUCCGCUCCCUCAUGCCGGAGUCCUACGUCCAGAGGGGUGACCAAGCUUCCAUUGUAGGAGGGGCAAUAGAGUUCGUGAAGGAGCUCGAGCAGCAGCUGCAGUCACUCGAGGCGCAGAAACGAAAGCUGCUGGUCCAUCAGCACAAGGCGAAAUCUGACGCAAUGCCAAUGCACACCGGCAGCGCCAACGCUGCUGCUACCACUGCCUGCGUGGAGUCCACGACGACGAGCAACUGCAGCAGCAGCGUCACGGAGGACGCCUUGUCCGACGCGCCCCCGUUCGCGCAGUUCUUCACGUACCCGCAGUACGUGUGGUGCCACUCGCCGCGCGAAUCCACGGCGGCGACGCUCCCGGCCGAGAACGGUGGCCAGUCGGGGGUGGCCGACAUCGAGGUGAGCCUGGUGGAGACGCACGCCAGCCUCCGCGUGAUGACGCCGCAGCGGCCGGGGCAGCUGCUCAGGAUGAUUGCCGGGCUGCAGGCGCUCCGGCUCACCGUGCUGCACCUCAGCGUCACCACGCUGGACUCCCUGGUGCUCUACUCCCUCAGCGUCAAGGUGGAGGAAGGGUGCGGCCUGAUGACGGUGGACGACAUCGCCGCGGCGGUGCACCACGUGCUCUGCGUCAUCGACGCCGAGGCGACCUCGCAGCAGACACUCGCCGCGGGGCAAGAGGCGCGGCGAGGCGGCCCGACGGCCGAGGAGACGAGCUGCAUGGACUAAACCUGGCUGGUGCCGUGACCGACGCCAAUCGUGUGCACGGCCGCAUCUUUUUCCGCUGAAGGCGUUGGGCUUCUGAUCGAGCGGUGCUGUGCGCGCCUCGUGUUGCCCUGCGUCUCGCGCUAGCUGCCAGUUUUCGCUGUGUACCUGACGUUUUUCGGGCUCCUGUCGAACGUCUCGGUGUAACUGUGUAGUUUGUUUGUUUUUUCUUCUCCUAGAUGUGUAAGCCUGUUGUUGGCCUGUCGUUGCAAUGUUUUCGUUUCGCA